ACAGAAAAGGAUACCGAUUUCAAAAUACAUGUAUUGUAUUGGAAUAGGCAUGGUAACUCUAUGUCUUAUUAUUACUCUGAGAUUUUUACCGUGCCUUUCCUAAUCUGUAACAUAACCACAGAUUAAAUAAUAUAACCACAAAUUUUGUUUAUGGUUUUUACCAUGUUCUUACAAUAAAAUGAAGUUGAACCAAAAAAGUAGUUCAAAUGAUUGAAAAUUUCUGUAAAAAAAUGGCAUAAUACAAGACUCAUGAAAGUUGAAUUAUUUACAUGAUAUUGGUAUUUUUCUAAUUACAAUUAUAAAAUGAAAAAUAUCCCUCUACACAGAUUUACUACAUCUCUUGAUGGCUUCAGAAAAAUCCCUGAAACUAUUAAAAACUUCCGCUGGCACUCUUCUGCCAAAGUGGUUCAGUCAGUCGAUAUUGAUAAAAUAAGAAACAUUGGCAUCUUAGCUCACAUCGAUGCAGGGAAGACUACAACCACGGAACGCAUGUUGUAUUACUCAGGAUUAAUUCAGCAAAUGGGAGAAGUACAUCACGGUAAUACUGUAACGGAUUAUUUGGCACAAGAACGUGAACGUGGUAUCACAAUCACAUCAGCCGCUAUAACAUUUUAUUGGAAGAAGAAUCAGUUUAAUCUCAUUGAUACCCCUGGACAUAUCGAUUUCACUAUGGAAGUAGAAAAAACGUUGAAUGUGUUGGAUGGAGCUAUAGUGGUGUUAGACGGGUCUGCAGGAGUCGAAGCACAAACGCUAACAGUCUGGAGACAGGCCGAUAGAAAUGAAAUACCUAGAAUUAUAUACGUUAAUAAAAUGGAUAGAGUCGAUUCAGAUAUAUUGAUGUGUUGUGACACUAUUGAUAAAAAGUUGGAGACAACAAGUUUAUUACUUCAGUUGCCAGUUUUGGAAAAUGGUAAACUGUCUGGGAUAAUUGACGUUUUAACAAUGGAGUUAUUGAAUUAUGGGUCUGCUAAAGACAAGCGUGUAAACAAAAUUCCUCUGACUGAAAAGCAACAUUGUAAGUAUUGGAAUGAUGCUAGUCUGGCUCGCUCGCAACUUAUUGAAAAACUUACCGACUUUGAUGACGAGUUAGCUAAUCAAGUCAUUUCUUGUGAAUCACUUGACUGUAUAUCGACCCCAGAUUUGAUCAAAUCGUUGAAAUCAGUAACAAGAAACCAGGUAGCUACUCCCGUGUUACUAGGCAGCUCCUACAAAAAUAUUGGGGUACAGUCACUAAUGGACGCUGUUAUAUUAUAUCUCCCUUCACCACAUAAAAGAUAUGAACAAUUUUCAGCUUUCGAAGACAAUUUGUGUGCCCGAGCAUUUAAAGUGAUACAUGAUAAACAAAGGGGACCUUUAGUUUUCUUCAGAAUAUACAACGGUUCUUUAAAAAAAGGUCAGAAGUUGUACAGCAUAAAACAGGACAGUUCGGAACAAAUGGGAAAAUUAUACAUUGCCUAUGCAGAUGACUUCGAAGAGGUCGAGGAGGUAACUAAUGGAAAUAUUGCAGUGGUAAGUGGCCUGAAAAAAAUUGUAUCAGGGGAUUUGGUGACAAAUUCCAGUUCUUCCAGUCAGAAGGCUAAAAAUAAUAUUGUUAAAAAAUAUAAAGGGAGUGAUGUUGAAACUUUACUAGGGUUGAAUGUAACUAUUCCCGAACCGGUGUUUUUUUGUUCUAUCGAACCACCUAGUCUUUCUGUUCAAAGUGCUUUAGAGCAAGCCUUAUUCGAGCUACAACGUGAGGAUCCAAGUUUGAGAGUGAAUCAUGAUCCUGAAACUGGACAGACUGUAUUGGCGGGAAUGGGAGAACUGCAUUUGGACAUUAUUCGAGAUAAAAUUCUCAGAGAUUAUAAAAUAGAGGUAGAUCUCGGUCCUUUGCAGAUAGCAUACAGAGAAGCCCCAGUGAAAGAGGUGACCGAUACUUUGACUGUGGACACCAAAAUUGGAAACAGUAAACAGUUCGUCAAUAUCAAGUUGAGCUUGGUCCCUUCAUUUGGAAAAGAACAUGGUGGAGACAUACUCAAGCUUGACAGGAGUCCUGAAUACGCCAGCAAUAUCUCAAAUAUAUUCCCAAAGCAUUUAGUUGCCAUCAGACAAGGUAAAUGAAAGUAAUUGUUGGAC
Leptinotarsa decemlineata (Colorado potato beetle) is the source of this 2115-nucleotide messenger RNA. RefSeq names its product mitochondrial ribosome recycling factor 2 (gene mRRF2). Gene Ontology annotation, cellular component: mitochondrion. The record is from RefSeq and is a predicted model, not a curated record. Gene Ontology annotation, biological process: mitochondrial translation; ribosome disassembly. Gene Ontology annotation, molecular function: GTP binding; GTPase activity. Lineage: Eukaryota; Metazoa; Arthropoda; Insecta; Coleoptera; Chrysomelidae.